Messenger RNA from Ochlerotatus camptorhynchus, 6446 nucleotides. Its product is annotated as leucine-rich repeats and immunoglobulin-like domains protein 2. The coding region runs from base 909 to 4421 and encodes 1170 amino acids. NCBI's taxonomy places the organism in Eukaryota, Metazoa, Arthropoda, Insecta, Diptera, Culicidae. The record is from RefSeq and is a predicted model, not a curated record. Gene Ontology annotation, molecular function: protein binding. The transcript is spliced from 7 exons.
CUUGAACAGUUUGUUCUCGGAGUUUUCGCUGGUCAGAGGCGACUUUUUGUCCCUCCGCGCGCGCAGUGAGCAACCGCACUGAAGAAGGCAGCAAAAGAGAGAAAACGGAGGUGUAGUGAGCGGAAAUCAAAUAAAAAUAUAGGAAAAAGUGUGAUUUCGAAGCGGGAUUUUACGGAUUUGGUAGACCGAAGGUGGUAGGAUUUAGUGAAGACCGAAAGUGAAAAGUGGAAAAUUUGUCUUCAUCGUGAUAGCGAGACGAAAAUCCGACCGGAUGUGCCUGGAAAAAGUGAUUUUUUGCGUACUAUUUUGACACGGAUUGCCUAGAGAGAGUGUAGAGUGCUACUACAAGGCAGUCGAAUAUCAGCAGACAAAACACUACCACAGUGAUAGAGGGUAGGGUGUUGGUACGUUAGGCUGGCUGGUUGGCCUGUUAGUGCCCGCGAUGACGACGGUUAGCUGUAUUUAGAAGCAUCGUUGCGCUGGUGUGCACGUCGAGCACACCACUCUGAACGGCAUGAUCCCAUAUAGAACACUGGUCGGGAAACCGUACUCAGCGAGCUGUAGCUGUAAAUGCGCGACAUAUUAGUGCGCGCGGGUAUAUUAUUGUAUCCGCCGUCGUUUUGGUUCUCUCUCGUACGGGGUAAUGAGAUGUGUUUAUAUAAGUACACAGAAACGCAAAAAUAAAUUCAUUGAAAUUGAAAAUAAUUCUAAAGUGAGGAGACAGUUUCCAACAUGAAUUAUCAUCGAGAAAUUCCUUCGAUUCGCUCGGCAAAAGUGCGACGACGACGACACUCGUGCGAGGAAAAUAAAACAAGCAAUUAAUUUCGAGAGAAGGAAAAACUACUGCUAGGUAGCUCUAGCGAAGGCAAGAAAUUAGUGUAAAUAUCAGCGACGUGAUUAAAAAUAAAAUGCCCAGAUUAAUUGCCGUCGACGUCGUUCUCAACGUCGUCGUCGGCAUUUGGAUGCUGUCUCUGGCGACGACCACGGUGGUUCAUGCGUCGUCGUCGAGCGAUGGCCAGUUGACGGAUUGGGACCAGGAUGCUACCGGGAUGGUCGCCAGUGGCGACUGUCCCCGGCUCUGUUCGUGCCUUGGAAAUGUCAUCGACUGUUCGGAGAAAAGCUUGCAAACGCUGUUCCCCAUUCCCCUGUGGGUGGAAAAUCUUGAGCUAUCGACGAAUCGGCUUGGCUACGACGCAGUGCAAGCACAGGUGGUCAACCUUAGCAAAUUACAAGUUCUCAAUCUCAAUCACAACAACCUGGGCCGGAUACCGACGUUUUGGGGUCUGAACAGCCUGCUCCGGUUACAGCUGGCUAACAAUGGGAUUGCGGCGAUCGAAGUCGAAGCGCUGACGAAGUUGACGGGUCUUAAGUUUUUGGACCUGUCGCGGAAUGACAUCAAGGACAUCCACUAUGGAUCAUUUCCGGCCAAGAACAGUUUGCAGUAUUUGAAUUUGAACUUCAACAGGCUGUCGACGCUGGGGAAAGGCACCUUUCAGCGGCUGAAGUCGCUGAAGAGAUUGGAAAUCAACAGCAACGCACUGGAAGAGGUGCAGAGUUUAACCUUCCAGAAUUUGAACCAACUGAAAAGCCUCAAAAUGAACAACAAUCGUAUCCCCAGCCUGAUGGAUGGCGUGUUUCACGGGUUGACGACGAUCCAGACACUUGAGUUGAACAACAACAGCAUCACCAGUAUCCGCAAGGGUGGACUAUUCAACCUGACGAGCCUUACGAAUUUGGCCUUAUCGAGAAAUGCCAUCGUCGAGAUCGAACAGGAUGGGUGGGAAUUCGCGCCGCGUUUGCUCACAUUGGACCUUUCCUACAAUCGACUGGAAUCGGUGGACAAGUAUACGUUCGAGGAACUCUCGCAGUUGAAGACGCUCAAUUUGGAAGGAAAUCAAAUAUCGGCCAUCGGCGAGGGAACGUUCAACAAUACGAAGAGCUUGGAGGUGCUGUAUCUGGGAUUGAACAAAAUUUCCUGGACCAUCGAAGACAUGAAGGGACCCUUCUAUGGGUUGCCGAAGCUGGAGAAGCUGUAUCUGAACUCGAAUGAAAUCAAAUCCGUCAGCCGGAAUGCCUUCAUCGGGCUCAAGUCGUUGAUGUUGUUGGAGCUGAGUCAGAACAACAUUUCGUUCAUUCAGAACAAUGCCUUCAAGGAUACGGUGCGGUUGAAGAAUCUGAUAAUGAAUUCAACCAAUCUGCUGUGCGAUUGUAAUCUGGUUUGGUUCUACCACUGGAUCAAAGAGCGAAAGGAUGUAUUUCAGCUGGAUGCGGAGUGCAGCUAUCCAAUUUGGUUACGGGGGCAGCUGAUUCGGGAGCUGAGUGCUUCCAACUUUUCGUGUUACGACUCGCCCAAACCGCACCUCAUUGACGAACCGAAAACGCAACUCGGAAUCCGCGGAACCAAUGUCACCCUGGUGUGCACGGCAACCUCGACGGCACCGGACGUCAUGACCUUCAAGUGGAAGCACGACAAUCAAGAACUGCCCGAUUCGGAUUCCGUCGUAACCCAGCUGAACAACGACAACGGUACCGUUGGGUCCACACAACUCACCAUUCCCUACAUCCAAAACGGAGCGGCUGGCAAGUACCAAUGCAUCAUAACCAACACCUACGGGGUAGUCUACUCGCAGAAGAUCAAAGUCACCGUCGGAACGUAUCCGCUCUUCAAAAAGGCUCCCAGCAACAUUAGCGUACAAGUGGGCAAAUCGGCCCGUUUGGACUGCGCAGCUGCGGGGGAUCCGAAGCCGCAGAUCGCUUGGGAAAAGGACGGUGGCAGCGAUUUCCCAGCCGCCAAGGAGCGACGGAUGCACGUCAAACCCGAUGAAGAUGCGUUCUUCAUCAUCAAUGCACAGAUAGUUGAUAUGGGAGUGUACACCUGUACGGCGGAGAAUGCGGCCGGUGUGAUCCGGGCUAGCGCUUCGGUACUGGUGCUUGAGUCGCCGACACUGGUGAAACCGUUGGAGUCGAAAAGUGCCGAGUUUGGGACGUCCAUUGUGCUGGAUUGUUCGGCAUCGGGAUAUCCGAAACCUUCUAUCCAGUGGUUCAAGGAUGGAGAGCUGCUCGCGAUGACCGAGAGGCAUUUCGUGAUAGCGGAAGGCCAAUUGAUGAUCAUCGUCAAGACGGAUUUCAACGAUGCCGGGGAGUACGAGUGUCAGGUGGAGAAUGAGAUUGGUAGCGAGAGAGGUUCGAUGAAGCUUUCGGUUAUUGAAGCACCGGAGCUGGUUCACGAUGAUAUUCCCAGUACGAAUACGGAGACAGUCGUCACCGGUCAUGUUCUGAAGGAUAGGGACAUUGUGGCUAUUAUUCUGAUUACGAUCAUUUGCUGCUGUAUACUGACGUCUCUGAUCUGGAUGGUAGUGAUGUACCGGAUUCGGAAGCGGAACGAUGACUUCGGGGCGUAUCCGGACAAUUUGCAAGCCAAUCAGCAGAAUCUGAUCGUUCGCAGUGGUAUCGGAUCGGCUCCAGCUGGUUACUUUGAGUUCCUUAUACCGAUGGUUCAGAAUGAGGCAACGACGAACGUAGACGAUGAAGAGCAGAACCCCUCGACAAACCGUUGCUAUUAUACGGUGGUUCCCAAGGUUCCCCCGAAAACCCGUCGCAACGGUGCUGAAUCCGACGACAUGGACGAUGAUCUCUCUUCCAAAGAUUCAGGGACUGGUGGGGAUUGUGGCUCCGCUACCGGAUCCACCAACGCACACCGCGGCGGCAGUCACGAUGAUCUCAAGUGUCUCUUCCAGAGCCUAAAUCGUAAAACAGCGGAGUUGGUAGGUGCCUACCCUUACGACGAACACGAUCCGGAUGCGGAUCCUCGAAUAGAACCUCCGCCACCGAUUCCACCGGUCAACGCAACCACGGCCAUUUUGGUCAACACGGAUCCGACCAAGAUCGUGUUCAGCGAUGAUCUCCCGCCACCGAUCAUUUCCCGGAUGGCCAAUUCGCAGACAUUUCCCACGUUUGUGCAUCCGUCCUCGGCGUCUUCGAAUCCAUCCUCGUCUCUGGUGGCUUCCUCGAUGGAAGCGACCGUAUGUGGUGGUGGUGGUGGUGGUCAGCAGCAGGCCGAGCCACAGCAGCAACCUAGUCAGAUACAGGUCAACAAGCUGUACCAGUUGUUGAUUGAGAAUCCAGCGUUGUUGGACAAACCGGCGGCGGUGAUCGGUCAGAGGCGGAGCCUUUCGGUGGAUGCAGGAGGGGUCCGUGGGGAGUUGGGUCAUCCAGGGGGCGAUGGGACCGAAGCGGUCAGCAGUGGGAUUGGAACGAGCAGUAGUAGUACGCCAAAUAGGGUGGAAUUGGCUGAUGAAAGUAGCAGAGCAAUGAUGGACGCAACAGGAACGGUAGCAGCAGCAAAGCUGAGCAUAAUGGAAGCGAUUCUUCCCGGAAAUAGUGGCCGUGUGCGAUUUGUCGUGUUAGUUCGGGAAUUUUAGCGGUCGCGUUUGUUGUGUGUGUGUGUGUGCGUGUCGUGAGUUUGAUUUUUAGCUCUUGCGUGUGACCUUUAGGGUUAUAAAAACAGUCGACAUAGAAGUCCUGCAUUGUUGCAACAAACGUAGUGUAUUGUAUUGUUGUUUGCAGUUAGCGAAUAGGAAAAAUAAGAUGGCUACUUUCUUGUGGAAAGUAACCGAGAAGCAAAAUGACAUUUUUCAUACAAUAGAUAUUGUUUUCCGUAGAAAAAGGAUAGGACGACUUUUUAGCGAUAUUAUUGUGUAGUUAUUCGGAAAAUUUAACCGACCAACCGGUGAUUAUUAAUCGAUAAUCGAUUGACAAGUGGAGUGAAUUGUGUCUUAAUUUUAAUGUUUCGGAAACGCAAAAGUAUAUUUGUAGCAUUUGAAGCCGAAAGAAAAACUAUUUAAAAAUUAUACAACUUUACGCAAAAUUUGCAAACCUACGCUGAUAGCCUUACGGAAAAGGACUGAGACAUGAUUUCGCAUGUGCCUAUCUAUAUUGCAAAGGUAGAACGGACUCGGUGUGUGAUUCCUGCUUUGCGCCCAAAUAUACUUUUUCAAGCUUAGCAAACGAAUGCAUCAAAUACAAAGCAAUUCUAAAGAUUAAUCCCCCCGCCACUAAAAUUGACAUGCUCUUCACUAAACCCUUAGAACGUAAGCGAAUGCGAAUUGACACUGUGAUUUUGUUUUCUUGUUUUUAGUUAGCGAUGUAGCCGUAAGCUUGGUUAAUUUUAGCCUUGUCCCGUGUGACGAAAAUUUAUUGUUAUUAUCAUUUGCAGACAGAAUGUCAGAAAAGCAGUAUGAUAACCAUUAAAAAAAAACGAAACGGUGACGAGUACGACACAAACAAAAAUCUGCGGAAUUCGGCUGCUAUUUGCCAGCAAUCGAAUUACCAGACAAUGAGUAAUACCAGUAAUUAAGUGCCCCAUGAAUAAAAAAAAAGAUAAAUUAACUCGCAUCUUAUCCCCAGAGGCUUGGCUCAAACCAAAGAGAUUUCCCUGCUUAAAAUAAUUUAUCAUAAAUUCUACUCUGAGUCACGUACUAAGGUAAAAUUGAAUCAUGAGGCUUUCGCUCUUGUAACCUUUCACCCAUUUUUGUGUCAUCGUUGGACGUCAUCGUUUCAACUAGCUUAAGUUGUUUUCUAAAGAAACGGUUCCUUAUUCAGAGGGAGAUAAUGACAAGUUGAUAUCCAGAAGGAUUGUUUAGAAGCUAUACAUACAAGAAGCAAGUGCCGUAAUAUAUGUUAAGGAUUGGCUGGCUGAUUCAAAGUCUUUGCCUUCUAUUCACACAGUUAAAAAUCACACAUAUGCCUUUUUGGACUUCAGCAUCACUUAAACAAAAACAAAACAAUCAGUAUUCAUAGUUUACUUAAAAAAUAAACGCCCAUAUUCAAACAAGCAAACAGGAUUAGCAGAGACUGACUGUCUCAUCUCAAACCACAGCAGUACAACAGUAAGCAGUGUUUUUGUUUUAAAAAUUUCUCUGUAUCCAAAGUUUUCUAUUAUUUAUUCUGUAAUUUAUUUCACUUAGCACAUAGCAACAAUCACAAAACCCAAACAGUAUAUGGAAAUACCACAGAACAAUAACUUACUCUUCGAAUCAAAACUAACUAACCACAACUGUUCAUUUGUGCACCCCUGUCCUCCUUUUACUAUUAAAAUAUCUACGAAUAACAUUUAACAUGGUUAAAACAGGACAAUUUACAACCGCAUGUCUGAGCGACACGUGUUUAUUCGAGGAAACAAAGUUUACAAAUCUUACUAACUACAAAUGCAAAAAAUGUAAAACAAUCCUGGUCAAGGAGAAAACCUUAAUGGAACUGUAAAUAUAUUAAGGAUAUUUGUACAAACCGGUUACUGUGUAAUAAAAAUUAAAGCAAAAUACAUACGAAGAAACAAAGAAUUGAUACAAACUAUACUUACAAUGUCCCGUCGUUUUGGACCUGGAGCAUAUUGUCAGUCUAAUGAAAUUAAUAAUAUUAAUAAAAAAUAUAAUUAUUUAAAAAUUAAA